GACACCUGUGGAAGGGGCUUGCAGAGGGGGAGAAAAGCCCAGGCAAGGUUAGCAUCUCCUCAUUGACCUUCCUUUGUUGGACAGGGAAUGGGGUGUUUUGGGUACUGGACAGAGAGAAUUACUUCUUCCUGGUUGUUCCUGUUUUAAGGUGGGUCAGUAAAGCUCUAGUAGGUUUUGCAUUGUCUGACACCAGCUGACACCUGGACCAGUGGUGGAGACACAUCAUGUGUCAGGCGGAAUCCGAGUGGUUGAAGGAUGCCCCUGGGAGAUCUUGAUAGGCACCGAAGGCCUCAAACUUUUGUAGGCGUGAAAAGUGAAGAAAUUAGAAUUGAUUCUGAAAACUCCUUCAAAGAAACUUGGUUCCAGCUUCCAAACGGCUGAAAAAAAAAUCUUCUAUACUUGUACCUGGAAGGUGAGGGCAGCAGGGCAGAAACGCUUCCCCUGCGAUUCACAGUUUGGAGUUGGUGGCUAUGAUCUGCUAGUAAUGGAAAGUCAUGAAAGAGACUUGGCUGUUGUCUGUUUUUAUGUGGUGACCUAAAGUCCCAGAGGAUGACCUAGCACUUAAAAAUCAAACUGGGCCAAGUUAAAGGCCAAGCUGACUUGAAGGAACCCUAGUGGUGGGACCAGGUCAGAAGUAAAGCAAAUCCCAAACUGAGUGUAUCUGGUCAAGGAUAUAUUCUUUUUAAGAGACAUUGUGUUACUGGAGCCAGGCCUGGAUCUUUUAGCAUCCAACUGAGCUGGAAGCAGCUCAUAGUAAUUUUUUGUUUUGUUUUUUUAUUCAUGUUUGUACAAUCUUCUGGAUAUUUUUUUUCAAGAAGGAGUAAAAGGGAGUGUUGGAAACUAACAAACAGGAUUAAAACCCUGAGCGCUUAAGGAAAACAGGUUAAGGAACUUAAUCCAGGAUGGAUAUGCAGGAGCCACAGCAGUUGGGUAUGUUUGCAGAGAGUGAGCUGAUGUCUGUGGGGAUGGACACUUUUAUCCAUCGCAUCGACUCCACGGAGGUCAUCUACCAGCCACGGCGGAAAAGGGCCAAGCUCAUUGGCAAAUACCUAAUGGGAGACUUACUUGGAGAAGGGUCUUAUGGCAAAGUCAAGGAGAUGUUGGACUCUGAAACCCUCUGUAGGAGAGCUGUCAAAAUACUGAAGAAGAAGAAGCUACGCAGAAUUCCCAAUGGGGAGGCAAAUGUGAAAAAGGAAAUUCAGCUGCUGCGACGAUUACGGCACAAAAAUGUCAUCCAGUUGGUAGAUGUGUUAUAUAAUGAAGAAAAGCAGAAAAUGUAUAUGGUGAUGGAGUACUGUGUGUGUGGGAUGCAGGAAAUGCUGGACAGUGUCCCAGAAAAGAGAUUUCCAGUUUUUCAGGCUCACGGGUACUUUUGUCAGCUUAUAGAUGGCUUGGAAUAUUUGCACAGCCAAGGGAUUGUCCAUAAGGAUAUAAAACCGGGGAACCUCCUGCUAACAACCAAUGGGACACUAAAAAUAUCUGAUUUAGGCGUAGCAGAGGCAUUGCAUCCGUUUGCAGAGGAUGACACGUGCAGAACGAGCCAAGGGUCGCCAGCAUUCCAGCCACCAGAAAUUGCCAAUGGCCUUGAUACCUUUUCAGGCUUUAAAGUAGACAUCUGGUCAGCAGGGGUCACACUAUACAACAUUACAACGGGUCUUUACCCCUUUGAAGGGGAUAAUAUCUAUAAGUUAUUUGAAAACAUCGGGAAAGGUGACUACACAAUUCCAGAGGAUUGUGGUCCUCCACUCUCAGACUUACUGAGAGGGAUGCUUGAAUACGACCCAGCCAAGAGAUUUUCAAUACAGCAGAUAAGGCAGCACAAUUGGUUUCGUAAGAAACAUGCUCAGGCAGAGGCUCUGGUCCCCAUACCUCCCAGCCCGGAGACAAAGGACAGGUGGAGGAGUAUGACGGCGGUGCCUUAUCUGGAAGAUCUGCAUGGCUACAAUGAGGAAGAAGAUGAUGACCUGUAUGACAUUGAAGAUGAUAUCAUCUACACUCAGGACUUUACAGUACCAGGACAGGUGCCUGAGGAGGAGGCAGGGCAGAACGGGCAGAGCCGCAGCAAAGGGCUGCCCAAGGCCGUGUGCAUGAACGGAACGGAGACGGGACAGCUGAGCACCAAAUCGAAGGCAGAGCGGCGAGCAAGCGCCUCUUCCAACCCCUCCCGCAAGGCCUGCUCUGCCAGCAGCAAGAUCCGCAAACUCUCCACCUGCAAGCAGCAGUGAGGCGGGAGUGCUCGCGCUCGUCACAGUGUGUCCCAGGGCCCGGGCCAGCCUGCAUCCCACAUCCUCGCCCCAUCUCUGUGUCUCUCCUGGGAGCGGACUAUGCUUGCAAUCCAAAAAGAAAACAAAGGAAACCAACCAAGGAAAAUGCCCCCCACCUCCCCUGCUGCCCCCUCGCUACGGACAGCACCAGGAAUCAGAAGCUGAUGGUGGCGAGACCCUACUUACCACCUUGGAAGAAGAAAUCUCUAGCUGCGAAGAUGCUGCCCCUCCUCCCCCCAAUCACUCUUUGCCAAUCAAGACACUGAUUCUGUUUUUAAUUUUGCGAUCGGAAGGGUGGGAUGAGCAGGGUCGGGGUGCGAUGGGAUCGACACCCCUCUCCCCGCCGGGGGUCCUGCCAUGCCCACCCUGGCUGUGUAGAAGUCGUGCAAAGCCAUUGCCGUGCACUUUAUGUUUUAGACUACUGUUAUAUAUUAUAUAUUUUCCUCUUUUUUGUUUAUAUUUGCGGUAUAUUUAGAGAUUCCUACACAUCGUGAUGUGUUUAAAAUAAACCAGAUGAGGAAAAAAAAAACAGGUAUUAAGACAAAGCAAAACUCUAUUAAACCUGCAUGCUGUAAAAGGGCUCAGAAAAGGGAAUGGGUGCGUUCAUAGUCUUUUUUUUUCUUUUUCUUUUUUCUUUUUUUUUCUUUUUUUUAAGAAAAAAAAAUAAAGUGAAAACAGAGGUGGAUUUCAUGUCCUUCCUCCUGCAACAAGAGGGUAAGGGGGGAAGCAAUAUAGGUCUUGGACCAGCCUAUCUGACUGGGGCUGCACUCCUCAUGGGUGGAUGUGGGCCAUCAGCCAGCCAAAACUUGCUCUUUUUUGAGCAGGUGUAGGCUGUGGGGGUGAUGCCCGGGGGGCAGCAGCACCUUACCUGUGGGUCUUGACUACUCGUCUCUCUGGGAGGAAGGAAAGGACGGUCCCCCCCACCCCAGGACGCCCGGGCAGGGGGACCGAGGUGGGGAGGCAAGAACCAAGCUCAGAAAAGUCACAGGUUUGGUUUUCUUGUUUUGUUUGUUUAGUUUUUAUCUCCUUUGUUUAUAGACAUAAAAAGGCUGAGUUGUAGUUUGAGUUACUGCUUUGCCCAGAGACUUUGCAGAGGGGAAGGAGCAACCUGGCCUCUUUACUCACAUGCAAUUGGGUCACCAGGGAGGGGAUGCGGGCAGGUCCGUGGUGUGGAGGGGGGCCCUCGGCCAGGCCCUACCUGCCCCGCGUGCCUCUUCCCACUGCCGAGUCUCCCAUCCCUUGGAGUGAAUAAAACCCAAAUAAAAACCUAACCCCCUCCCCCAGAGCAGCAGCACCAUCCACCUCUGUAAAAAUCAAUAAAUAUCCACCGAAUGCAUCAAGCCCAGUGCUGAGCUCUCGGGGAGGGCAGGGGUGAGGCGAGGAGCACCUCCGGGCUCGCGGAUUGCAUGCACGCGCCUGCCCAACCCGCGCUCACCUCUCGUCCUGCAUCCCCGCGCACCCGGGGCAGGAGGGCAGCGCCAGGUGCU
Messenger RNA from Struthio camelus australis, 3751 nucleotides. The record is from RefSeq and is a predicted model, not a curated record. NCBI's taxonomy places the organism in Eukaryota, Metazoa, Chordata, Aves, Struthioniformes, Struthionidae.